Gongylonema pulchrum is the source of this 357-nucleotide messenger RNA. The record is from the annotation of a GenBank genome assembly. NCBI's taxonomy places the organism in Eukaryota, Metazoa, Nematoda, Chromadorea, Rhabditida, Gongylonematidae.
AUGGGCACGAAUUUGUUAAUAGAACUUGGUGGAGCAUACGUGUAUUGCAAAAUGGCCGACGAUCCGUGUGAAUGCUUAUUCAAUCAUGAGAGCGCAAUGCGCCGCUUACUUUCGCUGUUGCGUGACUCGCAAGGCUAUUGCACGGAUUCGGAAUGCGUCCAGGAUUUGCCGGGUCCCCAGGGAGCAGGCUUCGGCGCCAAUAAUCUGAUGAUAAUUGGCAUUCUGUGGGCUUUUCUUGCUCUCGCAAUGUUCUUUUUGCGACCAAAUUCGAUGCGAUCAACGCCGGAGGCAAUGGGUAAACCAGGACCAAGCUCUCAAGGUGGUGGCGGUGAUCCUCCAGCGCCCGGUGUACACUAG